Molecule: messenger RNA, 1416 nt
Organism: Penicillium taxi
Lineage: Eukaryota; Fungi; Ascomycota; Eurotiomycetes; Eurotiales; Aspergillaceae
Exons: 2
Coding region: 1-1416 (471 amino acids)
Source: RefSeq, a predicted model, not a curated record
AUGCGCGCUUUGAUAUACCACUCAUGCCAUUUGGCCUUGAGGAAGAAUCCUCGUACCAUUCAUCUCUUAUAUCGGGGACUUUCUUCGUCAACAUGCAUUGACAAGACGUUUUCACUUCCCGUUGGGAACAAUGGAUCAAUAUCGCUAAGAGUGACACGCCCAAAGAGGUCAAGGGCCACUGCUAAAAGCGAGCCUGAGUCACCAGAAUCCAAUGUCAUUCUCUAUCUUCCUCCCGGGCCCUUAUUCCGGGGACCCAGUGCAUCUUCUGUCCAAACCCACGUGGACUCCACUCUUGACGAGGUGUCCAGUGACUUGUUGACUCUUAAUGGUUCGAGACUGGGGCCACCAAUGCAGCAUUUGCUUUCAUCCUCAACCUCUGCUACUGUUGUGACAGUCAAUUAUCGCUUUGGUAAGGUCGAAGAGAAAGCAUUAGAUGCGCAGACUGGUGCAAAAUCGUCAGAAAAGAUUUAUAAGUAUCCGAAUCCUGUCCAUGACACGCUUGUCGGUUUUGACUGGAUUCAAAACCACCUUAAACCCACACAGCUGGCGGUCUUCGGCUCGCAUAUAGGCGGGUCGCUGGCACUUAUGCUAGCUCUAACAGAAGCCCAGUCACUACAGGCUGUCGCUGCUUUUGAUCCAGUCUGCGACUGGACAAGUCUCGAUGAUUACUGUAUAACUGAGAAAAUAAUGGACACAGAAGGUACGUCAAGUGUCAAGCAAAAACGAUCAACAAGGAAAAUUGCACCCACGGAUUUGGUCCCUCUACUUGAGGCACGUGAAAAGUUUUUCACAUCCCCCGAGAAAUGGUUCGAUUCGUUUGCCUCACCGAUUCUCUUUCUCCGCUCUGCCGGCAAAGAAGUUCCCAAAUCAUUUCCUCAGUACCUCAUAGGCCCUGACUAUCCAGUCCCUGUGCUCAAGAACCCCGAAGAUCAGACUGUUGCAGAGUCAAUUGAUGUCCUGAAUAGAUAUGAUACAUACUCUGAUUUCGACGUAGGUGACGAAAUCGACCCUGGGCGAGUUGUUAAACGCAGAAAGUCUAUUUCUCGGUGGCCACCAUACGGCCUAGAUUACGGCCUGAGCGGUCAAAUGUGGAACGAGCCAAGCCGUGGCAUUGGUCGUUUACAGGUUACCCUUCCAUGGGUGCGAAUCUUUACGCAGGGACAGAACACUAGCCUGAACUCAGAUUCAAAGCAGUCUCGACCAAGUCAUCAUAGCAGAGAGCCAAAUCCCAGUUCCACAGUUCUAGCCCAACAAGGGGUGGAAAUGAUCUCUGCCAUGCGGAGAGCCUGUUUCUGGGGAAGAGAGAAGGGAUAUGGUGAAAGGAGAGCCAAUAUAUCUCAUAGCGAUGAAAAUCCAGACCAAGAGAUUGGAUUUUGGAUUAGGAGUAUUUUUGAUAAGACAAUAAAGGAUUGUUAG